AUGGAAGGCUACUCUACGGACAGAGGAGUACCGGCUUCUGGUCCAUACAGGGCCACAAAACUGUGGAAUGAUGUUAUACUUGCCUUCCGCCGAGGUAUGCCAUCAGCACGUCACAGAAGGUACAUGAAGACAUACGAAUCCUGCUUCUCUGCCAAUGAAUCUAUUGACUGGCUCCAUCAAUAUCUUCGUGCAAAUCCUAACUUUGGCUCAGAUGUCACAAGAUUUCAGACCCUGCAAUUAUUUCGAAAACUACACAGAGCUCGUGUGAUUGAAGAUGUCCGAGGUGGAAAACACAACAAGCAUGACCCAACUGACAAUGGCCGACUCUUCAGAUUCACAUUGAUGUCUCCAGUAAAGAAUCGUGUGCCAUUCUCAGAGAGGAAGGACUUGGUGAAUACCGAUUGCCAUCGGGAAACAAAUCCUGUUAAGCCAGUAGAAUGCCGCGGGACAUUUCCACCAUCUUAUGUUCCUGCUCUGCCCAAAGAGCAAGGAAUUUCAUGUCCUUCAAAGCCUCCACUACCCAAUCUGAAACAUGCUGAAGAAAAGCCAGUAUCACAUCCUAAUCAGCCUGUACCUUAUUGCCAGCUAGUGGCCAAACAGCUCUCAGCAUCUGACAUACACGAUACCUGGAAACACAUGACUUUAGAUAGGCUACAGUCAGUUCUAAACCUGGACAAUUUAUCAGAAAUUUUAGACAGUAGUUUUGUUUUGGGGAAGAAUAUUAUGCAUAACUGUACCUACCUCAACAAAAGCGGAAUAGUGACCAACAUCGACCCUAAAGAUCAAUUACCACACUGGGCAAUGUCUGCGAUGAGGUGUCUGGCACGCUGGCCAGAAAGAACAGACGAAAACUUACCAACAUACCAAGGAUUCGAACGUGAUGUGUAUCGUGUGGUGAAAGACUACUUCUGUGGGAUGUCAGAGCCCUUGAUGACAUACGAGAUGUAUGAAGUAGUUACCAAUGUGUUUGUUACAGCAGAAGGAACAUGCUAUGAACAAUGCUCUGAGGAUGAAGAUGACACCAAUCCGGAGUGUCUCACCUCCUUUGAAUCAGUAGAAAAUUUAAUGCUUGAUCUAACAAAUGUUGGAGAACCUGGGAAAUGCUACAACAGAUCCACACCAGAGGCUCAUGUUCACAUGUCCCGUCUGGUCAGCCGCUCAACGUUAGACCUGUCUCCUAUACAGGCUGUACAGGACAGUUUUCAGAGUGGUCGGCUUCGACGCUGCGAAUCAACAGCAAACAUUCCAGUAGCAAAGUAUGAGACUGCCUUUGGUCCAGAGAACAGAACCAUUACCCGUGUUUACUACAAAGAUGGCGUGUCCACUGACUUUGGUUACAGUAAUGGUCCAGAUGAGCUAUCUAAGACUCCUCUAGAAACUCACUUUGAAAUGUCAGACAGUUUCAACAAUUUACUACCAAUGGCAGAAAAGUGUCAAAGUACUUACAACAUAAACUUUGCUCAAGUAAAAUCUACAAGAGCUCGACGGAAAUCAAGCUGUGAACUUAUAUCUAAAAGUAGAGAGAAUACCAGUGACCGACGUAAAAGUUUUGCCUGUUCCAUAGAGAGUCCUGUCAGUAAUGAUUCUGGUAGGUGCCAGUCAUUAAGUUCUGGAAAUAUGUCAGCAAAUGAGCUGAGUAACUAUAGUGACAGAUAUGAGCCUAAAGUAAGGAAAGGUAAUGUGCCAACACGGUCUCCACCUCACUACAGCUCACUCUUCCCUAACGGACAUCAACCAGUGCUAGAUGGUGCUACAAAAUUACUACGCAAGUGUCAUCGGUCAAAGUCAAACAUCUCUUUGCAUAGGAUCAAGUCCUCCUCAUCCAUGAACUCCUCUUGUAAUGACCCAGACAAUUUGCCGUCAGAGGCUGCUUACCCGGAGCAAUUCCAUCCACAUAGAGCUCAGAGUAAAGAGUCACUGAUUGGUCGCAGUCUCAGUCUGUCUGACCUCAUGCAUGCAGAGAUUCACAAAGGACAGAAAAGCCUUAAGAGGACUCGUUCUUCUACAGGUUCCUUGAGUGCUGAUAUCAAAGAGAGGAAGAAGCUUGCCCUACAAACUGUUUGUCUGUUACUACCGCCAGCCAACAGACGGAAACUACAGCUUCUUAUAAAACUCAUGUCCAAGAUGGUAGAAAACCCAAAACUCCAACUAGAUGACAAUAAAUCUACACGGGCACUGCUGAUGGAGACAUUUUAUCGCUCAGUGUUGUGUAGUCAGGAUGAAGCUGACAUGGAAGAUCUUCUGGUAAUGAAGAUCAUUUCCUUCUUAGUUGAUAACUGUGCAGAAAUCAUGGCUGUCCCUGCUGGUUUGAAAGACGCAGUGGAGCAAAGGCUGGCAAUAGACUCAAAAAACAAGUUUCAGAAAACCUACCCAGACAUCUAUGCUCACAGAUUUCCUAAUGGAGAAAGUGAAAUGGACAUCUUCCCUCAGAAGCCGAAGAUAAAGCAGCCAUUGUUGAUUGCUGGUACUCAUAUUGGUAUAUAUGAAGGGUACUACAAACAGGCAGAUCCAAAUGGAACAGGAAGUAUUGGAGCAUUGGAUGCAGCAUCUUUCCUGAAAAAAUCGGGUCUUAAAGAUACAGUCCUAUCACAGAUAUGGGACUUGUCAGACCCAACUGGAAAAGGUUAUUUGGAGAAAGUUGGUUUCUUUUCGGCUAUCAAGUUUGUAUCCAUGGCCCAAAAUAACUCCGAAUUAAAUACUUCCAACCUCACUGCUGACAUUCCUGCCCCAAAUCUGGGGCCAGUGGAGGAGGUGAUGUCUGAGUCUCCAUCCCACAGUGCUGCAGGAACAGGGCAGUGGGCACUUAGUGCAAGUGAGAAGACCAAAUAUGAUCAGGUGUUUGACAGCCUACAGCCAGUCAACAGUUUACUUUCAGGAGAGAAAGUUAGACCUGUGUUGAUGAAUUCCAAGCUGCCGGUGGACAUUCUAGGACGUAUCUGGGAUAUGAGUGAUAUAGAUAAGGAUGGCUAUCUAGAUCGCGAGGAGUUCGCUGUGGCCAUGCACCUUGUUUAUCGAUGUUUAGAAAAAGAACCUUUACCUGCAACAUUACCCCCUCUUGUUAUACCACCCUCUAAGAGGAAGGGAGGUGUGGUCACUGCAGGUAUUCCAGCCAGUGUUCCAGGUGCUGUCCCAGGGGGUAUACAAGCAGGUAUGGUGAUGGGCGGGGUACCUGUCCUUACACCAAAUGUCACUGGUCGGUCUACACCAACCCAGCGAUCAGACUCGCCAAGUUUGACUGUUCCAUGGGUUGUUACUGCUGCAGAGAAGACAAAUUACGACGUCAUGUUUAAAAAGGCUGAUGUAGACAUGGAUGGUCUGGUAUCUGGCCAAGAAAUUCGUGAAGUCUUUCUCCAAAGUGGAGUUCAAAACAACAUUUUAGCUCAUAUCUGGGGGCUGUGUGAUACAAAAGGAGCUGGUAAGUUGAACCAAGAACAGUUUGCACUGGCCAUGUAUCUUAUACAGAAGAAGUUGAAGGGAAUAGACCCUCCUGCUCAACUUAGUCCUGAAAUGGUCCCACCUUCCAUGAGGCCCAAGCAAGGAGCUGAUCCAACUGCCUUUGGAGUCACGGACGGCACAAAUGCUGGACCUUAUGGACAUGUAGCAGACUUCUCGGCCAUCAAGGAACUGGAUGUUAUCAGCAAAGAUAUAGAUGACAUGAAAAGGGAGAAACUACAAAUAGAGAGAGACAAUGCCCAGAAGGAAGCUGAUAUUAAGAUUUGUAAUGGAGAAGUUCAGAUGUUACAGAAAGAGUUAGACGCUAUCACUGCCACAUUACAGCAGCUAGAGAGUCAGAAAAAGGAGGCUCAGAAACGGCUGGAUGAGUUGGACGAUAAGAAAUCUAAUUUGGAAAGCAAUAUGAAAGAGAUGAGGGAAAAGUUGGAAGAAGAGGAAAAACAGGUGAACAGCCUGAAAUCUCAAAUAACAACACAAGAAAAGUCGGCAAUGAAUCAAGAAGAAGAUCUUUCUAAGCUGCGUGUAGAUCUUAACAACCUCAGAGAGGAAGAAACAAGACUGGAGCAACAAGUUGAUGCUGGAAAACUCCAGUUGGAUUUACUGGUCAAGUCUAAAAAAGAUCUAACUCUACAAGUCAAUCAGACACGAACAAGAGUUCAACAUCAGGAGGACCAAAAGAGGUUGAUGAAGCAGAGUCUAGGAAACUAUGGUUCACAAAUAAAUGGUGAUCUGACGACAGCCUUGUCAGGGAUACAGAUGGAUGACCAGAUGAGUUCAAGGGCAACAGUUGGUAGUCCUGCUAGUUCUAUUGGAAGUUUUAGUACUGGUUCAGCUAUGGAGGACUUUAAGGAUGACCCAUUUAAAUCCAAGGAUCCUUUUGGUGGAGGCAGUGGAAGUGAAAGUACCCAGCCUGAUCCAUUCCAGUCCGAAGAUCCAUUUAAAGGCAACGAUCCAUUUAAGUCAGAUGGUUUUAGCUCUGAUCCCUUUGCAUCAGAUGAUCCUUUCAAGAAUGCAUUUAGUGGAUCCUCAGCCCCAACAUCUAGUGCCAAAGAUGACCCCUUUUCUAGCAUGGAUCCAUUUGGUUCAGCCUUUUCUUCAACCUCUAGUCCUUCCAGUAAAUUUACUACAGACAAUUUAGAUCCUUUUGGGGGUGGUGGAGGAAGUUCUUCAGCCAAACCAUCAUCUUCUAAAAUAGGAAAUGUAUUUGGUAGUGAUCCAUUUGCUCCAAAUCCAACAGGAGGGCGAACACAAUCGCCAUCACCGGCACUUCCUCCCAAACAGAAAAAACAACCACCCCCUAGACCAGCCCCACCUAAGGGGCGUUCACCUUGUCCCAGCCCAAGUAAACCCCCAGCAAACAGUUUAGGAGGCUUUAGUAGUGACCCUUUUGCAGGAUCUGAUCCUUUUGCCAGUUCCACGACAACUUCUGGGGAUGAUCCCUUUGCCAACUUUGCUGAUUUUAGUCCCAGUAAGUUUGAGGAUGACAAGGCAGCGUGGGGUUAAUUCUGACUUGUGUGCGCUUACUUCACUAGCACACUGCCUUCCAACAGGACUCUCUCUCAAGUGUUCGUUAUCUAACCAGUGUAGGCAACACAGCUGUCCCUUUUUACAUACUCUCUGGAUUUCAUUAGACGAGGAAGCACAACUAUGGAGAGCGAGAGAGGAGGUUGCAGUUUGAAUUUUGCAAAGUGCUAUUUUAAAUAUUUAAUUUUACAGACAACAAAUGUUGGGAGAGGAAGAAAACUUAAUUAGAUCAUCAAAGUGUCAUCAAAAUUUAAAUAACAUUAUAUUGAUUUAUAACAUACUUCUCACAAAAGAAAAUUUGCUAACAUGCUAUAUGGCUUAUAACUUCCAACUACAUGGCACAGAAGUGUUAAGAAUAUUCAUUACAUAACGAUACACCAUGUUACACUGAUUGUAUUAUGAUUACAAUUUGUUAUUUCAAUAUUAGGUCUGGAACAGAGAAUAUGUCAACAUGUAUGGAAAUAAUUACAAAUGCAUAUAACUUGACUGUGAAAGUUUGUAAUCAAAGAAGUCGUUCAAUACAGACUAUAUAAGAAGUAUCCAUGGAUAAGUUAUGUCAUACAUACAGUGGAUGUCAUAUCAUAGAAAACAGAAAGUGUAAAUCAACAAUUUUAGUAGCCAAACUUCUUUUUUUUUGUGAAUUCUACAUGUUUGCAAUGGGGUUCAAAUAGUAUGGUAUUUUUGUUUCAUUUCUCAUUUAAUUUAAUCAAAUAUUUUUUGUCCAAAUUUUUUACAUAGAUCUAUUCAUGAUGCAAGCAUUGAUUGAUGAGCUAAUUGGUUGUAAACCUUGGUUUGUAGGACCAACACAUGAAAGCUAGAUAUGUAACAGUUAUAAGGAGAUCUGAUUGAUAAGAAAAGUACAUUUAUGAUACAAACACUGUACAAAAACCUUUGUCUAUUGGAAGACUGUUUUAAAUCGUAAUUUGUAAAGGAGAAUAUCAUAUCUGUAUAUGUAAAAUAGUUUUCAUACUACAUUUAUAUUGUAAUUCUACUUUGAAAGUACAACCUAUCAUACAAAGUUUACUCAGUUUCAGCCUUGACAUAUACAUACAGAGUCCAUAGUGUCUCUGAUUUUCCUCAGUGGAAUUACACAUCAGCGUCAAGUGCAAAAGGGUCAAAGGCGAUUAUAUAAAAUGUCAAAAGUUUUCUAAUGUAAAAUUUUUAGUCUUCCUGAUUUAUCUCCCCCCUAUACAAAACAUUUGUGAUAGAAUGUGUUACUUGUUGUACAGUGUAUAGAAUAUAUGUAAUUGUUGAUGCCACUUUACUAAUGUUAAGGCGGUCUAUGUACAGAGCUGUCUACGAACAGUGUCUAAGACCCACAUCUUGAGAUGUCCUUGUUGAAUUUGAUUUAAGAAGUGUAGUUAUGUAACGUACAAAUAAUGGGAACCUGAAAUACCAUUUAUAACAAAAACUGAUACAGAUAUAAAGCUAAAUUUCAUAAAAAUCUUUUACAAAAUUAUUUUUUAAAUGUUGAUAUUGUGAUUUUAAUUCAACAUUAUCCAUCAUUUUCAAAUUCAAAAUAAAAAGCAAUUUACAGAUACAAAUACACAAUGCUAUAAGUGCAAAAAAGUGUAAAAUUGAAGUGAAUAGUUUCUGAGUUUACCCUAGAGUCUGGCGGGCUCACUGAUUAUAUUGUGUUUUGACUCGUAGCAGGACCUAUUUGUGGACACCAGCUGGGCCACAGACUCGCAAAGCUGGCUGUCAGAUAAAACUGUACCGUCAUUGAACCAACCGUCAAACAAUAACUCUACAACAGGGGAUUCUCAAAAUUGGGUUUUGGAGCUUCCUAGCUGGUCUACAGACAGUGACUCUUCCCAACAGACUUCCCCACGACUUAAAGCUGUGUUACAGACCUCCAAGACAGUUCUCCCUCUCAACAAGGGGCGUCGGUCCUCCUCCUCUUCAAGUACAAAGGUUUCUCCCAGGACACGUCUUACAGAGUCUGUAGAUGAAUCUGAUGCUUAACAAGAACCAGUUGGUAAGAAAUUGUUGACGUGAAAGGAUGAACUGUGCAAUAAUCUAUUUGUAGUACUGGAACAUUAUACUGGUUAGGAUAAAUAGACAGAUAUUGUGUCAAACUGGUUAGGAUGAAUGGAAAAAUAAGUGUGGAUCAACCUGGUUAGGUUAAGUGGACAAUUAGCGAGUGUUUCAAAUUGGGUUGGAUAAGUUGAUAAAUGUAGUUUACUACAGUGUCAACUUUGUUAAGUUUAUUGGAUAGUGAAUAAGUGAGUCAUACUAUAUGUAUAAAUGGUUAGUUAAAUUUUUAACUUGUUAGGAUGAAAGCAUAAUUAAUUGAUGUCAACCUGAUUAGGAUAAGUUGAUAGUUUACUCUCGUGUUAACAUGGUCAUAAUGACUAGACAGUUAAAUGUAUGUCAACUUAAUUUGGGUUUUCUUAUAGUUAAUUGAAUUAAUUUCACUGGUCUCUUAGUUUCUGUAGAAUACCUGACAUACCCAGUGUCUGUUUGUCCCUCAUUCUUUACAAAAUUUCAUAAGAUAUUCCGGUUUGACAUACUUUUGCAAACAAAAUUGAUUUGGCAGGAUUUGUUCAGUUUAACUCAAUCAUCAGUAAAAUAUGGAAUUUAAACUCUAAAGUUUGCAAAAGCUCUUUUUGAAUUGUAUUAAUACCUUUCUGGUACAACAGUUUAAGUUUUUUCUUAUAUGUCUUUUAAUUAAUCAGUUUUAGUAACUGAAUGAUAAAGCCAUUUGUUCAAUCUUUAGUGUGUCUGUGUAAAUUCACUAUAUAAUUGCGUUCCAGAGCUACUGUAUGAAAUGCUCAUGUUAUCUAUUUUCAGGAAAGAAACAUUCUGUAAUUUUAUUAUUAUUUAUAUAUGUAGUGAAGGAAUUCCCUGAAUUUCUAGUCAUGGUGUAAGUAGCUAUUUCUACACAGAAUCUGUAAGUGAAUGGUGAAUCAGAUUUAUAAGAUUGUAGAUGGGUGUUUGGUUACAUACAUUUCAUUGCUACUAUGGAGUCUUGGUGAUGUCUCUUAUUAGCGUUAUACUCACUAUUCAGUGCUUAGUAUUCAACAUGCCAUUCUAUUACAAGCCUGCAUUGUCUUUUAUAAUUCGGUCCCGCCCACCAAUUUUCAUAUGCUGCCUCCUGAACUGCCUAUGAGGGUAGUCAUUCUAUCCUUAAAGGAAAGUAAUUUGAGUUGAGUUCAAAGACAAUUCAGUUCCUGUUUUUCUUUUUCUGAGAUUUAGUCAAUUUUGACUAAAAAAAUUCCUACUCAAAGAAAAAAAGGAGUAUUUAUGAAGAAUAAAAUCCCAUAAUUUAACCUCUAUAUUAGAUACUUACAGUAGUUACAUAUCCACUUGUAGACUAAUUGGAAUCACAAUGGCUAUAGAGCCAGUCAUAUGCUAUAACAUAUGAAAUAUUCAGGAUAUCACAAAUCAGAGAAUUCCGUUUAUGACUAAAAUAUUGUCACUCAGGUUAUGUAAUCUCUUCGAUUUCUAAAACAGGUUAUUUAACCUCUUCACUCUCAAACACAAUCACAUUGUUUUCAAUUUUUUUACAAUGCAUGUGUUUAUUAUAUUGCAUAAAUGUUUCACUUGUGUGUUCCAAGUUUUCUAGAAAUAUAAACUUAUUUGUCACCUGGUAGUUUGGUUAAGGUGACCGUGUUAUAGGUAGCUUCAUCGCUCAGUUCAGACUUACAAUUCCUACAUAAUUCCUAGAGACCAAUAACCUCCUCAAUAACAUACAUUUUUGUGUACACAUGUGUACAAACUUCAUAUUCAGUCUUAGUUAUAUGAAGGUUAAUGCAGAGAAAAUAUCCCUAUUUAUCCUGCAACUGGCGCUGACAUUAUCCUAAUACACCCGCUACAUACAUUAUUGCUAUUUAUGGCAGUGACGGAAAACAGCUGUGCGUUAAUUCAAUAGGAUUACUUUCUGAAAUUACUCAAAAAUUACGUCAAACAAUGAAAAUAAAUGUUGAAAUAAGCAAUUUUUUAUGUUGUAAUAAACAAGGUUAUUUACCACAAUUCGUAACAUCAGUCAUAUUCCUUGAAGUUUGGAACUAUAUUACUAUGCAGAGCAAUCAUUUUGGCAAAAGUCAGGCAAAAUUUAGUGUAAUGUCAACAUCAGGUAAACAAAGAUUGAAGUUUUGACUGUCUGAUUUUAAGUCUAUGUUGCAGGAUUAAUAGAAUACAUCGUCAGUGUCUUAAAAUAUAAGCUACAUUUAGACUCGGGACAGAAUGACAAAAUACAGUGUAUAUUUUAAGACACUGACCAUGUAUUCUCUAUAUUGCCAUUCUUAAAGAAUGUUAUGUAAUAGCAAUGCUGGUCAAUUCUGUUUGUUUAUUUGAAUACCAAACUGAUCAUUAUUGCCAAAUAUUUUCACUUUGUGCAUGCAGAAAUAAUGAGAUUUCUUUUUAUAAUUAUGUGUAUAUAUUGUGUACGUUUGUAUAGCAGUGUGUCUGAUGUUAGAAGUGGAUGUGUUAUCAUACACUGUGCCGUAUAUUUGUUUUGUUUUUUACUGUACAGAAAAAUAUGUUGUAGAUAUAACCUGUGAUAAGAUAUACACUGUUAUUCCUAUUGUUGUAGCAUUACUUGGCUGUAUAUAUACUUAGCACUCUAUGUAUGGUGUGCAGUGAGUCAGUAAAUGUUGUAUAUAUGAUAUCUGAAGUAAUUUUAGCUUCUGUGUUACAUCUGUGAUUGUGUGCUCUGGAGCACAUCCUGUCAUAGAAAUUACUGAACUGAAACAAUAAUCAUUGGCUGCAGGGUGAUGCAAAAAAUUCAUGUCAAAAAUACCCCUUUUAGAAGGAAUAUGAAAUCUUUCUUAGCUCAUUGACUUAUAAACAUUUUAUUUGAUUCCUUUAUAUAUUGUAUUACUUAAUGCACAAAAUGGCGUGAAAUCUGAAACCUUUUGUACAAAGUUUUGAUGACUUUAUUUAAGUUAUCUCUGGUGUCCUACUUCUAUGGACUAGAUUGUGAUUUACCUGUGCUGAUUCAUGAAGAAUUCAAGUUAUACAAAGUAAUAGAUUUUGAAUGUUUCACUUGGAAAUAAUUUUUUAUCAAAAUUCAAAAUAUUCUAAUAUUUCUUCUUCAACAAUAUGAAUAAUUUUGUUUUCUAUUUUUCAUGACUGAUUAGUAACAAUUAUUCUUCAAUGUCUUCUAUGGUAAAACAGCCCAAAUCACAGCAUUGUAUUGUUAUUUUUUUCUUAUCAACUAUUUAUGAAAUCAUAUGUAGCCAUUGAUGUAGUGUAUUUGCAUUCUGAAUCCCUUACAAAUGACUUUCAUUACCAGUACCACCAUAUCUUGCGUCCCUAAACCACAUAAAGCCAAUGAAAUGUUAAUCGUUUGAAUAAGACAAGCUACUAUACAUGUUCUGUAACUCAAAAAAUUCCUGAUGAAAUAAAGGAUGUGUUUUGAAUAUAGAACAGGUGGAAUGAGUCGUUAUAAGAUGCAUGACGAUGACAAUUUCACAUUUAUGAUGUCAAAAUGACGAUUAUGGAAUGUUUUGAGAAGAUUAAUGAACGUAUAUGGCUAACCACAUGUAUGUACAGUGAAUGGAAUGCUGUGGUAGAUUACCAUAAAAAGAUAAAAAUGCCCAUGCAGACCAAAUGUGUCCUGACAGUUAUGAUAGUAAUAUGUGUGUACAAGUCAUUAUCAAAUCAUUACAUAGUUAUCAUCACCUACCAUCCAUUAAAUGGUUACAAAGUGA
Molecule: messenger RNA, 10634 nt
Organism: Ylistrum balloti
Lineage: Eukaryota; Metazoa; Mollusca; Bivalvia; Pectinida; Pectinidae
Exons: 31
Coding region: 1-4956 (1651 amino acids)
Biological process (GO): intracellular signal transduction
Molecular function (GO): protein binding; calcium ion binding
Source: RefSeq, a predicted model, not a curated record